Messenger RNA from Pogona vitticeps (central bearded dragon), 1361 nucleotides. NCBI's taxonomy places the organism in Eukaryota, Metazoa, Chordata, Lepidosauria, Squamata, Agamidae. The record is from RefSeq and is a predicted model, not a curated record.
CAAGUGCUGUCUUUGUGUCUCCUAGGAUUCUGAGUUUAGUAAUGCUGACCAGAUGGAUUUAUAUGACGACGUGUUAGCUGCCAGCUCACAACCAUCAGAAAGUUGCACUGCCACCACUGAGCCACCACCUGAAAACCGCCAAGAACAGUCUCCCAAGCCAAACAGCAAAUCACCUGCUAUCCUGUAUACCUACAGCGGACUGCGCAAUAAAAGAGCUGCUGUUUAUAUUGGCAGCUUCUCCUGGUGGACGACUGACCAGCAGCUGACACGAAUCAUCCGCUCUGUGGGUGUUUACGAUGUGGUAGAGCUCAAGUUUGCUGAAAACAGAGCCAAUGGCCAGUCCAAAGGGUACGCAGAAGUUGUGGUUGCUUCUGAAAACUCUGUUCAUAAACUGUUGGAGCUGCUGCCAGGCAGAAUUCUUGAUGGAAAUAAGAUGGAAGUAAAGUUGGCUACCCAGAAGAACCUUGCAAAAUUUGAAGCACGAGCUCGAAAACGGUUGCCAUAAAUUGGAAGGGACUUGCUGGCACACAACAACGAAUUAAGCCAGAUGGGGACCUAGUAAGCACUGAGAGACCAACAGAAAAUAACGAGAUCUCCAAACAGUUAUUGGGAAAGUAUCCAGCCUUAGGUUCUGAGGACUCAUUGGCAUCAGAUUUGACUACUGAGAGAAAUGGACUAAUGGUUUGCCUUAUUAUAAUAGUUUCCCAUGUACCUGUUGUGAGCCGGAGCCUAGCCAGAGAUGAAAAUAUGCUUAUUUAAGAUCUAUGAUUGUUGCCCAGGUUAUAGGGUUUAGCUUUAUUUAGCAUAGCAUUUGUGAAAUCUAAACUCUGGUCAGAAUACUCAGAGCCUGUGCUAUAACAGAAGUAGACCCACUGCAAUCAGUUUCUUUUUAUCAAAGCUUGUAUAAAUUCUUCAUCUUUACUAAGGAACAAAUAGCAUUCAUACUCUUAUGACACUAUGUGGUCAUUUCCAGGUAGCGUCACUGAAAGACUGAAUGGCUACAUAGAAAUGUGUAGUUUAAGUAUAACUUUAACAUCUCUAUGAUCGUUUAAAAAGGGAAAAAACACUACUGAGGGACUCAAACUUUAAAAUGUUCAUAUAGUCAAUAUUUGACAACAGCUUGAAACUAAUAUUACCUACUACUAUUAUUAAAAACUUGUUCAAGGUGGUAAGGUAUUCCUUGACUAUCUGUUUAUCAAUCUCCAGUUGCAAUCCUGUUCUACUUGAACUUUACAUUUGUCUGUAGAUUCAUAGUCUGUCCUAUGGGGAGAGAGUGAGUUUAAAAUAGAAUUGAUCACCUCUGCCUUUUCUUUGUCACCUGUUACCUUUUUCCCACCUCCAUUGAGGAGCUGUGCCACUAU